Molecule: messenger RNA, 2667 nt
Organism: Phlebotomus argentipes
Lineage: Eukaryota; Metazoa; Arthropoda; Insecta; Diptera; Psychodidae
Exons: 6
Coding region: 606-1880 (424 amino acids)
Source: RefSeq, a predicted model, not a curated record
UGAAAUCAUUGAAGUUUGCUCAUCUGUAACGCAAAAAUUAAUCAAUCUACGGUCGAUUUGAUCUCUCUUGUCUAUUUUUAUGUGUCCACAUACAGCACAUAAAAUUAUAUUGUAAUAACAACAAUAUUGCCGCUGCUUAGCCAUAAGAGUGGAACAAACACGAUGAGAGACACACUCUCCACACCCACCCAGAGGCGUCGUCGUCAUCAUGGGACGACGACGUCGUCGAAAGGGAACCCCAAAAAUACAUACGACUUUUUUUCCUCGCCUCUCUAUACGCUUCGCAUAAUAUUCUAAAUGUUCUCUGUUGUAUGUGGACAUCCAACAAAAGGGGGGGAUAUUUCACUCUCUUGUUUCACCUUCAUUCAUUCAGUCUCAUUUGCCAUCUCACUUACACAUCACACUCCCAUAAAAUGCUUAAAUUGCCAUCAUUGAGAGCCACCCAUCUUCAGUUCACUACCUCCGUUCUCGCAAAGUGGAACAUCUUCUUCCGGGAAUCUCUUCAGAGCACACUCAAAUUGAAAUCCAAUAAGUGACACUGCUAAGACAUUCUCUCUCUUUCUCUCUCUCUCUUUUCUAAUCGCCGCAGCCAAGAAAUUGCCACAAUGUCUGACACCGAGGAGGAUUCAGCCAGUUCCGACAGUUGGCCCGUGAAUGAAGAUUGGCUGAUUGACAUCAUCAAGGAGCAUCACAGAACCACGUCCAAUGUCAAAAUCACCGAUUUCUCCGUGAAGCCCGGAUCGCACGAUGGUGUCAGCAAUUUGAGUGACAUUCUGGCAGUAUCCGUGGAUUAUGACAUUGAAAAUGAGACAGCGGAUGGUGCCCGUUUGGAAAUCAUCAUCAAAUUACUGCCUCACGACCCAUUCAGUCGAUACUUUGUGACAGAGGCACAAUUUGAUUUGCGUGAAAUUAAGUUCUACACCAAAAUUUUGCCUGAUUUACUGGAGUUUCAGAAGAACUAUUUGGCCACCGGAGAGACAUCACUGAGAAUAUCCGUACCAAAGUGUCUCCACACUCACUACAUUGCCGGCAAUCUUCACUCAACUGGCCAUCAGCACGAGGAGAACAGUCCAGAACCACCAGAGAGUAUACUAGUUCUACAAGAUAUGAGACCUUUUGGCUACAAGUCGGCACACUUUAUCAAAGGACUAACACUUGAGGAGGCUGAGUGUGCUAUUAGAGCCAUUGCAGCCGUUCACGCCUUAUCGCUGGGAAUGAAGACAAAGCACAAAGUGGAUCUCAAUGAGAAGUAUCCGUUCCUCUUUCAAACCGCCCGCGCCACUGAUAGCUACCAACAGCUAGUUGAGCAAGGACUGCCUCAACUCACGCGCUUCCUCGAGCGCCAGCCCGGUCAUCAGAAGGAGCUCCAAGCCUUGUCGGAUCUUCGUCCCAACACCAGAUCACUCAUUGCCAAUCUCUUGCAGCCCAUCGAGCCGAUGGGUCUCAUCACGCACACUGACUUCUGGUGCAACAAUCUCCUCUUCAGGGAGUCCAUUCAACCAGAAAGUGACGACAACUGCGUCAUACUUGACUGGCAAAUGGUCACAUAUAGCCGGCCAACCAAUGACAUUGCCCUCUUGCUCAUCUCGUCCCUUCCGUCCCACAUUAGACGCGAAUAUACGUCAAAACUCUUGGACUUGUACUACAACACAAUGAAGAUAAACUGUGCAAAGUUCACAAUUGACCUGGAAAUUGAUUUGCAAUACGACAGGGAGAAGUUGCACAGAGACUACAAGAAAUCUCAACUCUUGGCUCUACUUCUCUGUGUAGGAUCUGUUGAUGUGGCAAUUGGCAAUGUGGAGGCUGAGCAGCGCUUACUGGAUGUUCUUCAGGAUUUCUACGCUGAAGGCGUUCUAACUUUGGAAUCUGAACUUAUUUAAAUCAUAUAGUCACUCCCGUCAAAAGCACAAGAGCAUUUCUUCUCAAAACGUAUAAUAUAAAUUAAAUGAUGUGAAUCAAAAGAGACAGCUUAAGAAAUUAAUCAGUGGGAAGCGCAAUGAAAUAUUAAUUAAAUUACAUUUCUUUCUCUCCAUCUCACUCUCUUUUUUUAUUCCUCUUCCUCUGUCUUUAUUUAGCAACGCUCAAAAAUUGUAUCCACCUAAUUUUGAAGAUGAGGAUAGAGAGAAGAAAUAAAUAGCAGAAGUAUCAAAUGAGGAAUCAUUGAGCUGAGAGAGGAAAUAUUUUAUGAAGAAUAAUCUCCAAAAGUAAAUUUAAUAAUCAAUUAUAAAUGUAAUAGCAAUUCGUAAUUGUAUCUCAAGAGUGAUUAGGAGUACUUAGAGGACAAAAAUUACAUUAUUUAGAGAUGAUUCACCCGGAAUAUAUAUAUAUUAAUGCAAAAGUAUUUUUGGAAAAGCAAAUUAAAUAAUUACUCUCAAUCAACCAACACACUGUAUAUUGCAAUAAAAUAAUUACCAGAGUGAUAAUUAGGUAGUGUGAGAACGAAAAUAAAGAGAAAAAAAACACUCUUUUUCUAGAGUCAUAGUUUCGUCGAUAGAGAGUUAUUUUGGGAUCAUGCUGAAAGUCUUUACGAAUGUAAUUAAAAGCCUCUCAUGAUUUAUGCAGAGCUUAAUGCAGUUUAGAAACAUACAAACAAGAUGUGAGACAAAAUACCUAUCUUUAUAUAUUCGCAAUAUUUUAUCUCAAUCACAAUAAAGAUGAGAAUUUCCU